This is a messenger RNA of Bombus pascuorum, 4788 nucleotides long. It is a transcript of the gene Tao, whose product is annotated as serine/threonine-protein kinase Tao. Lineage: Eukaryota; Metazoa; Arthropoda; Insecta; Hymenoptera; Apidae. The transcript has 12 exons. Gene Ontology annotation, molecular function: ATP binding; protein kinase activity. The coding region runs from base 1102 to 3795 and encodes 897 amino acids. The record is from RefSeq and is a predicted model, not a curated record. Gene Ontology annotation, biological process: protein phosphorylation.
ACUGAUCAUCGUCGGAGAAUUCGCCUGCUGUGUAGAGUACACCCAGGCUAGCCGAAAAGGCGUCAAAAAGUUAGCGAAUUCUCGUGUGUCCGGCCGAUAGUGGGUGCCGUAUUGUUGCGUUGCCGCGGAUUGUCGCGUCUCGCGCGUGUGUGCGUACGUGCGUGACACGUACGAGGCGUGUACUUUUCCGGGGUGCGGUGCGUUUGCACAACAAAAAAUCGUGAUCCUCAGAUCUUAAUAUGCUUGAAGGAUCGGCCAAGUUCAGGAAAAAGAGGUGCUCCGCCUGAAGAGAGUGCUCGGAGCUGCGCGCAUGCUUCUGUGCCUGCUCCUUCGCCAUUUUGGAGGUGAAUAUCACUUUUUUCCUUGUUGCCAGAGUUUUUGAGAAAUUACAGUUGAUACACGGGGAUCUGACCACGAUGUUGUACGUCCGAUCCAAACACGGCAAGCCUUUUUGGCUACACCGACGAUAUCCCUCUACUGUAUUUGCGGGACCAAUCUGACGCGAUUGCUUCGAGUCAGAGACCCAACCCUCCUUACGCCCGCAUUUCUACCUCCUGCAAAUUUCACUCGACCGCCUUCUUUGCUUACCAACCCCAAUUUUACUAUUAUUUUUAUUCUCACCGUCAAAAUACUUACUCCUUAAGAGUUUCACGUACUAUUGAUAACAUUCGAUUCGAUCUUCUCUGCAGAUUUUUCGUUUAAAAACAUAUGAUAUUAAUUCAAGUCAAAUGAGUUUCCACGUAUAGAAUAGUGUGUUUCGUAUUGAGGACCUCGUGAUAAGUGUCAAGCUCAUCUUAAUUAUAAAUACGUUUUAUAGCGAGGAAAGAUUUUUAAUUGUACUCCCUGUAUAUUCCACAAACUUGUGUAUUUGUUUGUUGAAUAUUGUUUGUCAUUGAACUUAUUGAGAGACUUGCUGCUAUUAAUGUAUUAUAAAAAAUUAAAUUAGGAGAAAUAUGAAAUGAAGAUAGAAUGUUAAAUUUUGGAAUGGACUGACAGAGGAUUAAGUAAUAUUAUAAAAUUUAGGAUAGAAGAUUGAAAGACAAGAAGACGUCUAAAGGUGUCUGAAAUAGGCCUUGGUUAUUUAAUUAUUAACAUUUUACUAUGCCAGCUGUUCCAAGGCCUGGUAGCCUUAAGGACCCAGAGAUUGCUGAAUUAUUUGAAAAAAAUGAUCCGGAGAAAAUAUUUGAAGACUUACGUGAAAUCGGGCAUGGCAGUUUUGGGGCUGUUUAUUAUGCACGAUGUUUGCUUACCAAAGAAAUUGUUGCCAUCAAGAAAAUGUCAUAUGUGGGAAAACAAACUGUUGAGAAGUGGCAGGAUAUCUUGAAAGAAAUUCGAUUUCUUAGGCAACUUAACCAUCCUAACACAAUAGAGUAUAAGGGCUGUUAUCUCAGGGACCACACUGCCUGGUUGGUAAUGGAAUAUUGCCUUGGUUCUGCAUCAGACAUUAUUGAAGUUCAUAAGAGACCAUUAAAAGAAGAUGAAAUAGCUGCAAUUUGUGAAGGUGUGCUACGUGGUUUGCAUUAUCUUCAUUCUCUUGGAAGAAUACAUCGAGAUGUCAAAGCUGGAAAUAUUUUACUUACCGAAAAUGGGACAGUAAAAUUGGCAGAUUUUGGAUCGGCAAGCAUAAAGUGUCCAGCAAAUAGCUUUGUAGGAACUCCUUAUUGGAUGGCACCAGAAGUGAUAUUAGCUAUGGAUGAAGGACAAUAUGAUGGAAAAGUAGAUGUAUGGUCUUUGGGGAUAACAUGUAUUGAAUUAGCGGAACGAAAACCACCUUAUUUUAAUAUGAAUGCUAUGAGUGCUCUGUAUCACAUUGCUCAGAAUGACACACCAACUUUAAAUUCUCCAGACUGGUCAGAUGUUUUUCGUCACUUCGUUGAAGUGUGUCUAACUAAAAGUCCAACUGAAAGACCAGCCUCUGGUAAACUGUUAUCACAUCAAUUUGUCACCAGAACGCGUUCUCCACAAGUUUUAAUAGACUUAAUUCAGAGAACGAAAGCUGCUGUUAGAGAAUUGGAUAAUUUGAAUUAUCGGAAAAUGAAGAAGAUCUUAAUGAUCGAUGCUUGUGAAACUGAAAGUACAGUUGGUGAUGCUGAUGAUACUCCAGAUGAACAAACAGGUGGUGAUAGUAGCAAGAGCAAUUCAAUUACCUCAGAGCAUUCAAUUCAUUCAAUGGGUGUUUCUGCCAGUUCUCAAAGUUCCUCCACCAAUAGCUUGCCACUGCCAAAUGCUGAUGCAAAUGAUUAUACCACGGGAUCUGUACGAAAUAGACAUAAAAUAUCAGCAGGUGGUGUCACUGCCAAUCUUCUUGAACAUGGUGCCAAUAAUUUUGCAACAAUUAGGACGACAUCGAUUGUAACUAAACAACAAAAAGAACAUAUGCAAGAGGAAAUGCAUGAACAAAUGAGUGGAUAUAAACGAAUGAGGCGGGAACAUCAAGGUGCUUUGGUAAAAUUAGAAGAACGUUGUAAAAUGGAAAUGGAAUCCCAUAAACAAUUAUUAGAUAAAGAAUAUGAAACUCUUUUACAACAGUUCAGUAAAGAAUUGGAAAAACUUCAAUUAAGGCAUUUGCAAGAAUUAGAACGUAAGCUUAAACAAAACCAAAAUGCUGAGAAAAAAUUACACAAAGAAAUUACAAGUAGACAGGAAGCAGAUCGGAAAGCAUUGGAAGCACAGCAAAAGAAAGACUAUAAGGUUUACAAAGAAAGAUGGAAAAAAGAAUUAUCUCAGGAUGAAGUUACACCGAAGCGACAACGAGAUGCUACACUUCAAAGUCACAAAGAUAAUUUACGACAAAUGGAAGCGCAAGAAGAGCAACGCCUUGCAAGAGGACAAAGAGAAUACCUUGACCUCGAAAUUCGUAAAUUCCGUAGAAAAAAGCUACUUGUUUUUCAUAGUUUGGAACAAGAGCUACUUCGAGAAGAAUUAAAUAAGAGACAACAACAAUUAGAACAAGCACAUAAUAUGUUAUUACGACAUCAUGAAAAAACACAAGAACUUGAAUACAGGCAACAAAGAGCAGUUCAUACUCUUAGAGAAGAUCAAGUUCAUCGACAACAUGCUACAGAACUUUCUAAUCAACAAGAUUACAUGCAAAGAGCAGAACGUGAUUUACGUAAAAAGCAUGCAUUGGAGCUCAAACAACAACCUAAGAGUCUCAAACAAAAAGAAAUGCAAAUUCGAAAACAAUUUAGAGAAACAUGUAAAAUACAAACGCGACAAUAUAAGGCAUUAAAAGCUCAAAUAUUACAAACAACAGCUAAAGAAGAGCAAAAGGCUGUUAUCAAAAAAUUAAAAGAAGAACAAAGAAGGAAGUUAGCUUUAUUGGGUGAUCAGUAUGAACAAAGUAUUGCUGAAAUGCUCCAGAAACAAAGUAUACGUUUAGAUGAAUCACAAGAAGUUGAAUGCCAUAACCUCAAGGAAAGGUUAAAUUAUGAAUUAGAAAUUUUAAUGGCAUAUCAAUCUAAGAAUAAAAUGCAAGCCGAAGCUCAAAGAAACAGAGAACGUCGUGAAUUAGAAGAUCGAGUAUCAGUUAGACGAGCUUUGCUUGAACAGAAAAUGGAGCUUGAAACUCAGGAAUUCCUUCGUGAACGUAGUGAGCGGAUACGUUUAUUACAUGAAAGACAAGAACGUGAAUUACAACAAUUUGAUGAGGAAAGUGCAAGAAUAGGAUUCAGUGCUCUGGCGAUAGCUGAGGCAUCAAAAGAAUCUUACCCAGACGAUGAAAGCCUUAGUGGCUCAAUGUUAAGUCUGGCUCACAGUAAUAGUUCUACAUCCUUCCCCCCUAAUAGUCUUUAAUUUUAAUCAUAAUCAAUUAAUAGAAUAUGUAUGUAUGUACGUUUGCCUGUAGUGAAUGCAUAACGAGUCUAUCGACGUUUAAUUCAAUGAUUUACAUACAUAGCAAAAGUUGGCUCGUUAUAUGCAUUGACCCAAACCUAAAAGGUUUGUUAGGGUUGGGAAUGUGUAUUGGACUGAAAUUAAUGUAACAGCAUAUUUUUUAAUUAUCAAAAUAUGUCAAUGUGAUCUAUCUGGAAAGAGAGCUUCAUAUUGAAGAAGAACUUAGAUGCUUUUUGCAACGUUGUAAUAUUUAUUAACCAUAUCCAAAUAUCUUGUGAACUAAAUAGGAUUAAAAAAGAAAACUCUUUUAAGUAUCAGUCUCAUCUACUAUACUGAAAAGUAAAUCUUAAUGUUCUUGGGCUUGAAGUAAGCCAGCUAUUAUAGCAUACAGAAAAUUUUAUAUGCGACUACAGAAAAUGUUUAGAGACAUUUAUUUAUCAAUAUCUUGCAAUUAUAAUAAAAAAAGAAAAAACAGUAUAAUCAUAAUGCUCGAAUUAUUAUACAUUUGAUUUUGACUAAUUGAAGAUUUGAAAUAAGCACAACACAGGAAUAAUAUUUUCGGUAAGAUUUUAACUUAUCGAAGGUCUAGUAUUAAAUAAUCUUACUGAUAAUUGCAUGUGUUGAUCUUCGAAAACCUUAUUUCAAACUUUCAGUGACACUUAGUCUGAUUUAACAAAAACUGAGUGAGUCGAUUUAUUUAUUUAAUUGCAUUCUUAAUGUAAUUAAGAUAUUUACAAAGUGACAGACUAAUGAAAAAAUUUAGUUACAGUAUCUUAUGUUGUAGUUAUAAUAAUGCAUUCAUAAUAGAUAAUAUUUGUUAUUUCAAUGAGAAAUUAAUUUCUAAAAUUGAAAGACAUUUUUUUACUAUUUUAUACAAUUUGUUUUACAUUACUAAGAAAGAAUGUCAAUAUCAAAAAUUAAAUUGAUAAUAAAAUUAUUGUUGAAUUACCAAAA